Messenger RNA from Lathyrus sativus (Indian pea), 1095 nucleotides. The record is from the annotation of a GenBank genome assembly. NCBI's taxonomy places the organism in Eukaryota, Viridiplantae, Streptophyta, Magnoliopsida, Fabales, Fabaceae.
AUGGAUCGGAGGGAAGGAGUGAAUGAUGGUUUUCCUAAACUUGGACCAAAUGAUUCGCUUCUCCCUGGUCUGAUCGAUGAUGUCGCGCUCAAUUGUCUCGCUUGGGUUAGUAGAUCCGAUUACGCGUCCCUCUCGUGUAUUAAUAAAAGGUAUAGUAAGCUGAUCAAUAGUGGUUAUUUAUAUGGAUUGAGGAAAGAAUUGGGAGUUGUGGAACAUUUGGUUUAUUUGGUAUGUGAUCCAAGAGGAUGGGUUGCAUUUGACCCUAAGAUAAGUAGAUGGAUGGCGUUGCCUAAGAUACCGUGCGACGAGUGUUUUAACCACGCAGACAAAGAGUCAUUGGCUGUGGGAUGUGAACUGUUGGUUUUCGGUAGGGAAUUGAUGGAGUUUGCCAUUUGGAAGUAUAGUUUGGUUUGUCGCGGUUGGGUUAAGUGUCAAGAGAUGAAUCAACCUCGCUGUUUGUUUGGAUCUAGUAGCCUUGGUUCGAUUGCUAUUGUGGCCGGCGGAAGUGAUAAAUAUGGAAAUGUUCUAAAGUCUGCUGAGUUGUACGACUCUGCAUCAUGUACAUGGGAACUUUUACCGAACAUGCAUACACCGCGUAGAUUGUGCUCUAGUUUUUUUAUGGACGGCAAAUUCUACGUGAUCGGUGGAAUGUCGAGCACAACUGUUUCAUUAACUUGUGGGGAGGAAUAUAAUCUUUCAACAAAAUGUUGGCGGAGAAUAGAAGGUAUGUAUCCAUAUGUUAACGUGGGCGCUCAAGCGCCUCCACUUGUGGCGGUUGUGGAUAAUCAGUUGUAUGCAGUUGAGCAUCUAACUAACAUGGUGAAGAAAUAUGACAAGGAAAAGAACACUUGGGAAGUAUUGGGAAGGCUUCCCGUCCGCGCCGAUUCUUCAAACGGUUGGGGCCUUGCUUUCAAGGCUUGUGGAGAUAAACUUUUGGUUGUGGGUGGACAAAGAGGUCCAGAAGGUGAAGCUAUAGUACUGAAUUCAUGGUGUCCUAAGACCAGCGUUACGAACGGUACCAUAGAUUGGCAGGUACUCGGUAUGAAGGAGCAUGUUGGCGUGUUCGUGUAUAAUUGUGCUGUUAUGGGCUGUUGA